Exophiala dermatitidis NIH/UT8656 is the source of this 1303-nucleotide messenger RNA. RefSeq names its product ubiquitin-60S ribosomal protein L40. Bases 148 to 534 code for a protein of 128 amino acids. The transcript is spliced from 4 exons. Gene Ontology annotation, molecular function: ubiquitin protein ligase binding; protein tag activity; structural constituent of ribosome. The record is from RefSeq and is a predicted model, not a curated record. Gene Ontology annotation, cellular component: nucleus; cytoplasm; ribosome. Gene Ontology annotation, biological process: translation; protein ubiquitination; modification-dependent protein catabolic process. Lineage: Eukaryota; Fungi; Ascomycota; Eurotiomycetes; Chaetothyriales; Herpotrichiellaceae.
AUGCUACCCACGUGACAGGCAAGUCUUGGCUCCGGGUUCCGCACACUGCACCUUCGCAAAACUCAUCUCGACCGCCCCCCAUCCUGUUACUUGAACCUCGUCAUCGAAGACAACGAAGUAUCCCAGUGACCAGAAGAUCUUGUCAAGAUGCAGAUCUUCGUCAAGACCCUCACGGGCAAGACCAUCACCCUUGAGGUCGAGUCGUCCGACACGAUCGACAAUGUCAAGUCCAAGAUCCAGGACAAGGAAGGCAUCCCUCCGGACCAACAGCGCUUGAUCUUCGCCGGCAAGCAGCUUGAGGAUGGCCGCACUUUGAGCGACUACAAUAUCCAAAAGGAAUCCACCCUCCACUUGGUCCUCCGUCUCCGUGGUGGUAUCAUCGAACCCUCCCUCAAGGCCCUGGCGUCCAAAUACAACUGCGAGAAGAUGAUCUGCCGAAAGUGCUACGCCCGUCUGCCGCCGCGAGCCACCAACUGCCGCAAGAAGAAGUGCGGCCACUCGAACCAGCUCCGACCAAAGAAGAAGAUCAAGUAAACGAAACGCUUACGCUGCGCGUCGGUCGGGGGUGUUUUGUUGUGUGGUUGUGUGUUGCAUCUGCAAAGGGAGGGGAGUGGGCGGCGUGGGAAAAAAGAGCAGAAGACUACUGGCCCCCAGGGAACCGUCAACCUUUUUUUCCCCCUCUUUUUAAACGGCGAAGCAAACUCGGCAGAAGUGUCCAGCAGCUUUGUGGUGGGAUAGAGAGGGAGAGACACAAUCGAAAACCUCAGUACUUUCGACAAAAUUGCAUUCCCGCGGUGAUUCCAAUGGGCAGUGUUUUUAGCUGCUUAGGCUAGAUCAAAGUCUACUGUUUUUUUUUUAUGACACUGCAUGUUCCGACUUUCAAGUUGUUUUGUCCAUUUCAUUUCGUUUGGACAGCCUCGAUUGCUACUGCGCCUAUUUUCUCCACCUUGCCGUGGCUCCCCAUUGAUAUUAGUAUCCCUGAGGAUCAAAUAACGGAGCAACUUAACUGCCAUGUUAUGAAGAGAUCCAUGCACAUGAUGCACGCAAUACUAAAUGUCUGUUACAAAGGACGCUGCUUAAAGUCUUGCCUGGUAUUUUCUGUACUCUGCUAGUGGAAACCGCGUGACACCAUGGGCACUUCAAUGGGUGACGGUGACAUGAACAGAUACAAAUGCUCCAGGCCAUCCCAAGAGCCACGAAACAAACCCCGCCGACCGAUCUUUUUAAGAUCAUUCAAGACAUGCCCUCGCAUCACAACUCGAUUAGCCAGCUGCUUUUUUGUUGGUUCUUGUUACAUGCUCAU